Didymella exigua CBS 183.55 is the source of this 1458-nucleotide messenger RNA. RefSeq names its product Glucooligosaccharide oxidase. Bases 1 to 1458 code for a protein of 485 amino acids. Gene Ontology annotation, molecular function: FAD binding; oxidoreductase activity. NCBI's taxonomy places the organism in Eukaryota, Fungi, Ascomycota, Dothideomycetes, Pleosporales, Didymellaceae. The transcript has 2 exons. The record is from RefSeq and is a predicted model, not a curated record.
AUGGGCAACACGUCGAGCUCGCCGGUGCAGAGGUGCCUCGAAAAUGCCUUGAAUGGAAACAAAGAUCUCCUCGCCCUCAAAGGCACGCCCUUCUACCAGAUAUCGCACGUCAAGCCGUACAACCUUGGGGUCACUGUCAGUCCCGCUGCAGUCACCUACCCCGAAACAACUGAGCAGAUUUCUGAAAUAGUCAAGUGCGCCGUUGAAAACAAGCUGAAGGUGCAGCCGCGAUGUGGCGGACACUCGUACGCCAACUAUGGGACCGGUGGGCAAGACGAUACUAUUGUCGUUGAUAUGAAGCACUUUCAACACUUCUCGAUGGACGAAUCCACCUGGCAAGCUACGAUCGGUGGUGGCACCCUCCUUGAAGAUGUCACGAAACGACUACACGAGAAUGGCAAUCGCGCGAUAGCGCAUGGUACCUGUCCUCAAGUUGGUAUAGGUGGACACGCGACUAUUGGCGGGCUUGGCCCGACCAGCAGGAUGUGGGGUAGUGCAUUGGACCAUGUGCAGGAGGUUGAGGUCGUUCUUGCAAACUCUACCACGAUUCGGGCCUCCGAGGCUGAGAACCCAGAUAUUUUCUUUGCGGUGAAAGGUGCCGCGGCAGGCUUCGGCAUUGUCACCGAGUUCAAAGUGCGGACACAGGCCGAGCCAUCAGAAGCGGUGCUCUACUCAUACAAUAUCCAGGGUGGAUCCAGCAAGGACAAGGCUAGGGCGUUCAAAACGUGGCAAGAGCUUAUCGCAGAUCCAGACCUCUCGCGAAAUUUCGCCAGUCAAUUCAUACUCACCGAGUUAUUUGGUGCGAUCAUCACCGGUACGUUCUUUGGCUCGCAGCAGGAAUACGACAGUCUCAACAUCUCUGCUCGCCUUCCGAGCAGCGAUGGCUUGGUCUUCGAACUCAAGGACUGGCUUGGUGUGGUAGGUCAUUGGGCCGAGGACAUUGCCCUUGACAUUGUUGGAGGCAUUCCAAGCAACUUCUAUGCCAAAUCACUGGCCUAUACCAAUAACGACAUCAUUCCCGACAGUGGCAUCGAUCAUCUCUUCGACUAUAUCGAUAAAGCCGACAAAGGCAAUGCGAUAUGGUUCAUCAUCUGGGAUCUCGAAGGCGGAGCCAUCAACGACGUCGCGCCAAACGCGACUGCGUACGGCCACAGGGAUGCAUUGUUCUACCAUCAAGCAUAUGCGGUGAACCUUCUUGGGAGGGUCACCGACACAACGAGAGACUUCCUGACAGGCGUCAAUAAAGCUGUGACAGAUGCAUUGCCGAAUCAUGCCCAAGGUGCAUAUGCCGGAUACGUCGACCCAACACUAGGCGAGAGCGCUAGCAGCCUCUACUGGGGUGGUAAUGUGGAACGACUGGAGAGAAUCAAGGCACAGAUUGAUCCGGAUGAUGUGUUCCAUAACCCGCAGAGCAUACGACCGGCAAAAGGUUCCGCAAAACUCAGAGUCAGAUCGUGA